AUGCGAGUUUGGCUACCAAUAUUUCCAAGAGCUGGUGAUCGCCUACAACAUCAUCACGCAUUUAUGAGCAAACGGAUUAUGCUUCCAUUCCAUCUUAAAAUCUAUCCUCUUGCUAUUUUAUUCGAAGAUGCUAUAAUACUAGGCGCAGAGAAUGAUACAACUCUUUACACGUCAGACUCUAAUUCCGAAUUCUCAUUACCAUUCUGCAGUCAAGUAUAUCUUCACCAAAUACUUCGUCAAUUAAUACGUAGGAAUUUAGGAUAUCACGCAUACGAGAUUGCAAUCAGUUGUACAAAUCUUCCUUACUUUCCACAUUCAUUGGAAUUACUUCUGCAUGAGGUUUUAGAAGAAGAAGCAACUUGUAAGGAACCCAUUCCAGAUGCCCAGCUUCCCAGUAUCAUCGAGUUUAUUCAAGAAUUUCCAGUUUAUUUGCAGACGGUUGUUCAAUGUGCACGAAAAACGGAAAUAGCGCUUUGGCCUUGCUUAUUUAGUGUAGCCGGGAAGCCCAAAGAAUUAUUUAAGCAAUGUUUGGCUAAACAACAGCUUGAUACUGCUGCUUCUUAUCUUAUUAUUUUACAGAAUCUUGAACCAUCAUCCGUUAGUCGUCAGUUUGCUACCCUUUUGUUGGACACAGCUUUAGAAAAAUCUAAAUGGGAGUUGUCAAGGGAUCUAGUACGGUUUUUAAGGGCCAUAGAUCCUAAUGACAUAGAAUCACCCAGGACAUCAUUUAUUAUUCCCAAUAAAUUAGGACUGGGUCAACAGUCUCCUCCAGUAAUACCAAAUGCUGAAGAAUUAUCACUUAUUCUUGGAUCUAUGCAGGUUGCUCGAGGCCGUAGUUUCAGUACAACUUUAUCUCCAAAAGCCCAAAUUGAAGGAAUUAAUGCUAACUUUCCUACAACGCAGAAACAAAUGAUAUCGCCUGGAGCAGUGUCUUUAAAGAAACAAAAUGUUUCAACGAAAACAACUAUUCCAGUUUCCAGUAGUUCUAUUAUUACUGAAAAUACUCAAAGGAAGAAAUCCACUAGCAGUAUGAAGAAUGAAAACAAGGAUAGUGCAUCUUCUGCUGAACAUUUCUUUAUAGAUCUGAUUCUUCAAAGACAUGCUCGAAGACUUCUAAGUUGUAGAGAACUCACUCAACUUGGGCAACUAUCAGCUUUUUUGGAUCUUCCUCUAGUUCGAUGGCUAAAUAAAGAGCGCGAUCGAGCAGCUCGCGUUGAUUGUUUCAUCACAGCUCUUAAAAGUUUACAUGAUGAAUUUGACUGGCCCAAACCAGAGCAUGAUAUAAGCAAAAAUACUGCAGUAUCAAAAAAUGUUUUACAAACUCAAUCCAAUGUACCUGGUUAUAAAAUGGAGACUAAGAUAUUCAAUCCGGAAUGCUCAUCAAACUCUGUAGUUAAUAGACCCACUUCCUUAUCAAUGAUUCAGAAUCAUGGCAAAAUUGAAGGUGAUAGUGGAUACAUGAGCUACUCCGGAGGUUUUCAUACCACUGGUGUUUCUACGCCUGUAAAUAGUCAAGAAACAAUUAGUGCCAUGGUGGUUUCACCACAACAUAUAGCAAAUAAUUACAACGACGCUAGCAAUUCUUAUUCUAAUCAAAAAAUAAAUAAUAUUGAAGCUAAACUUGUUUCACAGGACUUUUCAAGUAUAUGUAGUGAACAGAUGUCUCAUAUGACUGAGGAUAUAUCAUUGCAAUCACCUGAUGUGGAGAUGUGCUAUAAUACAGUAUUAGAAUCAAUAUCUAAUCAAACACAUAAAAAAGGAAGUCCAAAAGCAGAGGUCCAACUUAGGUAUUUGUUGCAAAUGUUUAUGGAAGCAGGUUGCUUGGAAUGGGCUUUAAUUAUAGCAGUGAUUUUGCAAGACGCAAUGGCAGUUUUAAGAACUUCCAGUGCUGCAAAAUCUAAUGAACAAAGUAUUGAAAAUGUUUGUAGACUUCGAGAUGGACUCAAUAGCAUUUGUCAAUGGGCGCAAUCUGAAUGUCUUGGUUAUGUUCCCUUCAUAUUAGCAAUACAAAACCAAAUUUCUGUGUUGAAUCGGUUGUUGUCUGUUAAAACUCAACAGAAAUCUGUUAAUGUUGAUAAAGCAAUUUCUUGUAUAAGCAAAGAUCUAAUAGCAAUAAAUGAACAGAACACAAGUAGCACAGGAGAAAAUGUGAGGAAAGUUUUAAAUACAUCUCCAAAAUCUCAAUCUUGCAUUAGCCAUACAGAUGUCACAAAUUCCAUACAUGGUAGUCAAGGAACAGUAAAAAAUUCAAAUAAAAGUAUACAUACUCAAAAUAGUUUUAAUAAUUCCCAUUUAUGCGAGAAUGGUAAUAUGGUUGCAUGUGAUAGUAAUACAUCCAAUUUAAAUGAAGUUGAUGUUGCAAAUCAUGAAAGCAAUGAAAAUUCAGGUUGUGUUAUUAGUUAAGUAAUAAAAUAUUUAAUAUAAUUAAACUUAAUAAACAGAGCAUUUUAUUGAUAUUAAAUUUAAUAUAUACGAUUUUAUAAUUUGACGAUCUCAUUUCACAUGCAAUACGUAAGAAGUAAAUUAUAUAUAAGAGAGCAUUAUAUAUAUA
Messenger RNA from Ctenocephalides felis (cat flea), 2551 nucleotides. Its product is annotated as RAB6A-GEF complex partner protein 1-like. Gene Ontology annotation, biological process: intracellular protein transport; retrograde transport, endosome to Golgi. The transcript has 15 exons. Gene Ontology annotation, cellular component: Golgi membrane; Ric1-Rgp1 guanyl-nucleotide exchange factor complex; cytosol. The record is from RefSeq and is a predicted model, not a curated record. Lineage: Eukaryota; Metazoa; Arthropoda; Insecta; Siphonaptera; Pulicidae. The coding region runs from base 1 to 2403 and encodes 800 amino acids.